This is a messenger RNA of Ictidomys tridecemlineatus (thirteen-lined ground squirrel), 1073 nucleotides long. The record is from RefSeq and is a predicted model, not a curated record. Lineage: Eukaryota; Metazoa; Chordata; Mammalia; Rodentia; Sciuridae.
UCUGAGAUGCCACCCUUUAAUGCUGCCAUACUUGCUUUAUCUCUGCCUGCCAAAAGGCAGCUGGGUUGUGGCUCCCAAUCAUGACCAUGUGGUCAUAGUGAUCUAUAUUCUUUUUUUUUCCUUGGAAAAUUGGAAAUACCAGGUUUGCUGACAUAUUCCCAACAGACAUGGAACAACCACAUAAGGAUUACUGUAACUCUUUUAAAUUUUUAAAGAAGUUAGUCUCUUCAAGCUCUUCUUCAGAGAAGGGAAAGAACCUUGUCUGUGUCCUCAUCAACCCACACUGUGGCAGCCUCAUUAAUGCAGAUGGCCAUGGCGAAGUGUGGACAGAUUGGAAUGAUAUAUCAAAAUUUUUCCAAUAUGGAUGGAGAUGUUCCACUAAUGAAAAUUCCUAUUCAAACCGUACCCUGGUAGGCAACUGGAACCAAGAAAGAUAUGACAUAAGAAAUAUGGUACAGCCCAAACCUUUGCCUUCCCAGUUUGGACACUACUUUGAAACAACAUAUGAUACAAGCUACAACAGCAAAAUACCACUUUCAACCCAUAGAUUUAAGCGAGAGCCUCAUUGGUUCCCAGGACAUCAACCUGAACUGAAUUCCUCUCAAUACAAAUGCACAGAAAAGUCAAUUUACAUGACUGACUAUUCAAACCCUCAAAUCAAGCAUCACUAUCCGUGUGUAUGGAAUCCUAAUAUUGACCAGUUUCAGGGUCCAAAAUGCUAAGAAAGAAUAAGAACUUUCAUUUUUCUAGAAUAAAAUGUAAGAGGGAGUACAUUCUAAAACUCAGCUCACCCUAAUACGGUUUUACUCUUUGAUUAAAUAAAACACAAGACACAGAAAAUAUCCUCUUUUUUUCUUUUAAUUAUUUAAAUGUCAUUUAAGUUAAUUUUAUCUAUUUUUUGUUCUGUAUCAGAAGUGUUGUGGAAGGCAUUAAAAAUAGCUAUUUUCUUGGGCUAGGGCUGGGGCUCAGCAGUAGUGUACUUUCCUGGUGUGAUUGAGGCACUGGGUUCAAUUCUCAAUAUUGUAUGUAAAUAACUAAAAGUUUAUCAACAACUAAAAAAAAUUUUUUAAAUA